AUGUCCGAUUAUUAGAUUAAAUAUUAAGAAAUCAAAGGAAGCCUAGCCCUUCUUUUGUAAUAAAAUAAUUCGCUCAAGUAAUAACUUAAAGAAGCGAACGAAGAAAUCUUAGAAAAAUAAUAAUUAAAGGAAGAAUGGGCAUAAGAAGUCUAAAGAGUUUAAGAUACUAUAUAUUAACUAUCUUAUGAUAAUCAAAGUACUAUUGAAUUCUAACCUAGAUUUAUAGGAUGAAAAUUAGUAGUUAAAUAAAGAUUGUUAAGAGUUUUCUAAUCUGAUUGAAUAAUAAAUUGAAUAGAUUACAACACUCAAAUAAUAAAAUGAAAAACUAAUAACAUAAUUGGAUUAAAGUAGAUAAUCGAAUCUGAAUAAAGAAAUCACAAUAAAAUAAUAAAAAGAAGAAUUUAAUAAAUAAUUAGAAUAAUAGCAAUCACUACAUUUUGAAGAAAUAAAAAAAUUACAAGGAAUUAUUGAUAAUUAAAGUGGAUUAAUAUCAUCAUAUGAGAAAUUGAAUGAAAUUGAAAAACUUGACACUUAGAAUUCAUUCUAUUAACAGUAAAUGGCAGUUGAAGAUUAAUUGAUGGAAUUAAAAAAUAAAAACGUCAUUUUAACAAAUAAAAUUAAUGAAGAGAAGUAGAAAUAUGAUUAAUUAUUUGAAUAACACAAAGAUGAAGUUUUGAAAUUAUAAGGUGUGAUAAAAGAUUAGAAAGAACUACUUUCUCAAUAUGAAAGAAUAAUAGAACGUGAUAAAAAGUAAAAUCAACCAUAAACUUAUGUUUAAAAUAAUUCACCAUAAAUCCCAUAGUUUAUCACAAAUUAAAUGGUAACCCCAUAAUAAUAAUAACAAUAAUAAAAUUUACCAUAACCUUAAUAGUUAUUUUAAUAACCUUAAUAAUAAUAUUAAUAAUAAUAAUAAUAAGUUUAUACCUCUCCAUUAUAAUAUGAAAAAUAUAUACAACCAUCUUUGACUGUUUAAACCUAACCUUCAAAUCCAUAACCUAUAUUUUCUUAACCUGCAUAUUCAUAACCAAUGUACACUUAACCUAUGAAUUCAAACAUAAUUUAUACACAACCUGUUUCACAUAGAUAACCAAAAACAUUUUUUACAAAUAAUAAAAUAAAUCAUUAACUAUAAUAGUAAUAAUUAAAGGAAUCAAAAUAUUAGAGAGAUUAUCCUUUUGAAAAAAAAAGUUUUCAUUUAGAUGAAGGUGAUGAUUAUUAAAGAUCAGGUCUGGAAUUUCAAGAAUAAUUUUUAUUUAAAUUUUAAAACGUUAUUGGAAGAAUGGAAGAUAAACUACAAUAAAUGUAGAGUGAACUUAAUAUUUCAGAUGUGUCUGAUAAACCAAGAAAAUUAAAAUGA
Molecule: messenger RNA, 1357 nt
Organism: Paramecium sonneborni
Lineage: Eukaryota; Ciliophora; Oligohymenophorea; Peniculida; Parameciidae
Source: the annotation of a GenBank genome assembly